ACUCACAAGCAUCCAAAAAAGCAGCCCCGAAAAAAAGGUUCCAGUGAGCAGUAAAAGCAAUAAUGGCCGCUUCUCAUCAAAAGCAGAGAUAUUGAUCUCCUAAAGCAAACACAAUCAAAAGCGGAGAGAUAAAUUAAAGAGUAGAGAGAGAGAGAGAGAGAGAAAGGGAUACAGGAACAGGAGCACAAAGCGAUAAUGGCGGUUUCAGUGACCAUCUUGGCUAUCAUCGUCUCUCUGCAUCUCAUAGCUCUCGUCCUUGCCAUCGGCGCCGAACGACGUCGUAGCACGGCCAAGGUGGUACCUGAUGAGUACGACGAUAGGACGUAUUGCGUGUAUGGCACCGACGCGUCGACGGUGUACGGGUUGACGGCGUUCGGGCUGUUGCUGAUUAGCCAAACGGUGGUUAGCGGCGUUACCAGGUGUCUAUGCUUUGGGAAAGGGCUUGUAAGUGGGAGCUCCACCACUUUGGCCAUCUUCUUCUUCAUCCUUUCCUGGAUUAGCUUUUUGGGAGCUGAGGCAUGCUUAUUGGCGGGGUCAGCGAAGAAUGCAUACCAUACCAAGUAUAGAGGAGCCUUUGGUGCAAAGGACUUGACAUGUGCCACACUCCGCAAAGGCGUUUUCGCUGCCGGAGCCGCUCUUACAUUGUUGUCACUGCUGGGCUCAAUCCUUUACUACUGGGCUCACUCUAGAGCUGAUACUGGUGGGUGGGAGAAGUAUCAGAAUGAGGGCGUUGGCAUGACCAGUUCUAAUUUCCCAUCUAGUUUCCCACCACAGCAGCAGCAGCAACAAAAUAGUGAAUUUCAGAAGGUCUAAUUGUGUGAUGACUUAUGUCAUAUUCCACAAUUUUGGUGACUUUUUGUUGAGGAAGAAAAUGGAUAGAUAAAAAUUCAAAUGUUACCUUAAUGAAGCUACAGACGUAUAUAUUUAUGUAGUAUUAAAAGUUAGAACACAGUGUUGUGUUUGUUAAUAGUUGGAAUUGUGUUUUUGGAUCUUUCUCUCUGUACUUUUAUCAUUCAAGGUCUUGUUUCUUUGCCCCAUCUCCUACAGUACUGUUGCUUUCUGGCCCUUUUUGAUAUUUGUUGAAGUACUGCGUCAUUUGUGAUGGAACUACUUUCCUCGUCCCCAAGAGGCAGUGAAAUAGACUGUUACAAUGGACUUUUGGAUUU
Messenger RNA from Alnus glutinosa, 1166 nucleotides. RefSeq lists its product as uncharacterized. Lineage: Eukaryota; Viridiplantae; Streptophyta; Magnoliopsida; Fagales; Betulaceae. The transcript is spliced from 3 exons. Bases 196 to 813 code for a protein of 205 amino acids. The record is from RefSeq and is a predicted model, not a curated record.